GUCACUUGCCAGCACUUUUGGAAUGAAUUUAGAGCACACUCAACGCAUGUUCAGAUAUUCAGUUAAAAUUGACUGAACUGCAUAGAAACUUAAAUCAAGUUCAUAAGCCGCCUCCCUGAUUGUAAGUCUAUGAUCAGAGCGCACUAAGUCACGAACUUUUACAACGUUUUUGAGGUGGAAGAAUGGCUGGACCUUGGUUCAUCUUCAAAUGAUUCACGGCCAUUUUUAAAUCUGUUGAACCAGGCAAAAACAUUUGACUGGCUCAUACAAUUAUAUCCAAAAGCUGUUUUUAAUAGUUCGUAAGCCUCAGAAGCUGAUUUUCCAGUUUUAAAACAAACUUUCACACAAACUCGUUGCUCCGUUUUUACGUCCAUUUUCACGCAUACAGAAUCUGGCAACAGACCCUAACAGACCCACACUCAACCAGGUGCCACUGAAUAAAGAAAACACAGUUUCCUGUCAGAGGGCGUUCAAGAACAAGGCAAUGACUCACUCCACACCCUCCAUGUACCGGCCCACCAAUCCAGUCAUCCACAGUAUAAAUGAAUUAUCAGCAGGUGAUGCAGUGGGAUUUAGUGUUCUUCAACAUCAAGCAGAACGGCUUUUGUCUGUAAUUAGCCACGAAGCAAUUCAACAAUGUGUGGAUGACACAGAGCAUUUGCAAACAAGUGGACUGUCUGACAGAAUACUUCGUCUUGAAUCACGUGCUCGACCAGUGCAAGGUGUAGAUUCAUCUGUGAAUACUCGCGGGUCACGGUGUGACAUCGAUGAGCGUUAUCCCGAUAUGAGCAGCUCUCGGGAAUCCCUUAUGGAUCUGGCUAAUGUGGUGAGUCUGCCACCAGUGCCUGAGGACAGUCUUGGAAACUUCUACAAACUUGCUGUCAGAACGUCUAGCCUGUCAUCACUGAAAAACUUCCGCAAAGUAAAGCUGUGUUUGCAGCGUGCAUCCUCUGAGGAGGAUGAGGACAGUGAAAGUGAAGAACACAGCUUUGCUUCAUCGGAUGAGCAAGGAAGCAGUGACAAGGAAAUGAGGCCAGCUUUUCUGUCGCAAAAAAAGAACAUCAUGCUUGGUAACAUUAAAGAAGAAGUUUGAAGACUUCUGGCACUUGACACCAUUUCCUGGUUUAUUUUGUCUGCAAAAACAUUAAUGGCCUUCUGGAUUUUUUUGUGGGCAACAGCUCCUAGAUAUACUGGAAGAGAGGAGAAUUAUUGUUGCAAAAAUACUUGUAACUUAAGAAGUCAAAUUAUAAGGAAACAAUGUUCACAAAAUAUUCUCUGUUAUAUGACUGCUAUAUAAACUUUAUUUUAUAUCUAAACACAGCAACAAAAAUUGUGACACAGAUGUAUAUAGGAAAUCAUGAACAAGCCUCAAACUUCUCUUAGAGUGCUUUAUAUUAUAGUUCCAAGGAAAAUGCACAUUUUGUUUUAGAAAAGUGUGCUGGAGGAUAUGUGAUAACUCUAAACUACAAUUUUAAAAUUAACAAUUUAUAAAGGCUUCAAACAAAUCAUUUUUACAGUUGUAGUUUAGAAUUAUCAAGACACUUUUCCAGCUUCUGACAGACUUUCCUACGACUGAACAGAUGUAUGAGGCAUGUUCAGAAAGUAAGUGUAUUAGAUUUUCAAGA
Molecule: messenger RNA, 1625 nt
Organism: Schistocerca americana (American grasshopper)
Lineage: Eukaryota; Metazoa; Arthropoda; Insecta; Orthoptera; Acrididae
Exons: 4
Coding region: 485-1093 (202 amino acids)
Source: RefSeq, a predicted model, not a curated record